GAAAAGUCGAAAGUGUCGAAAAAGUUAAAUAUACCAAUCUAAAAAUUCACCAACAAGCCGCCUUUAUUGCUUUAUUCGCUCUUAAAAGACGAUUCCCUUUAAAAAAAUAAAGACUUCACGUUUUGGUACAAUCGAUCGAAUCCUUUUAUCAGUGGUAGUGAUCAAAUGUUUCGUAUAAAAUCGAAAAAUUGGGUGAUAACAAUCCCGAAUGUCAUCCACAAAUACUCAGCCUGUGGCUAUGGACGUUGACGGUCCUAGUAAUGGACCCGGCACACUAAAACGGUGCUCUAGUGCCCCAAUGAUUAAUGAAUUCGCCCCUGUAAUGACUACAGCCAAUGCAUCAGUUUCUAAAAGGGAACAUCAACCCUUUACCUUUGGUUCAAACUCACAAACCAGAACUAGAAGAUUUAGCGCGAGUUUCAGCCAAGUACCAGGCUCACCGGUGUUGAACCCGCACGUAACGCCGCGCAUUAACCAGCUCAGACAGGAGGAGCAUGAAGGGAUCAGCAACACGCGGGAACUGGCCCACGAACGGGAGAUCCACCACGCCAUGCAAAUAUCCCAGUCAUGGGAGGACCUUAGUUUAAUGAACGACAGUAACGAAUCGUCGAAGAACAACCGAACGGGACCGUUGCAGCUGCCUCUGCCGGCGAGCGGCAGCAACUUCAUGAGCAACUCCCCGUCCCCUACGAGGAUGGGUUUCCAAAGCCCCACGAGAUCGAGGACGAUAGUCAGACGAAGCGCGAGCCCCGUAUUCCGGCCUAGUCCGUUGGGCGUCAAACGGAAAUUGGACGAAGAUAAAAUCGGUUAUCUGAGUUGUCCUAGAGCUAAGAGGGUGUACAGUUACUCCGGAAGCGCUGACAGAGGUGGACUUCUUACAACCACUGGUACUUCUCUUCCGGGAUCGUUGAGUUCAAUAGGUACUCCAGAAUCUCUAUCCAGUGCGGAUUCUCCGGGCUUCAGCACGUUCAGGAACGUCGAUAGUCCGUCUCCGGGGCGGGCGCUGCCGAUGGACAAUCUAUCCAUAUCGAAGAACGAUCAGGAAAUGUCGGAGAGUCCCAGUUAAAAGCGCUCCGGUUCGCUGGUAGCGGAGUUCGAUUACGUGCAAUAACGAGGAGUUUUUGACGGUUCUUUGAA
Messenger RNA from Phyllotreta striolata, 1137 nucleotides. NCBI's taxonomy places the organism in Eukaryota, Metazoa, Arthropoda, Insecta, Coleoptera, Chrysomelidae. The record is from the annotation of a GenBank genome assembly.